AUGAGGCGGUCAUUGUUUGUUAGUAUCUUACACGAUAUUCAACAAGUGAAUGAGUACUUCAUCCAAACCCAUGGUGCCACUGGUGCUCCUAGAUUAUACGGUGUACAGAAGAUGAUUGUAGCACUUCGGAUCCUCCAAUACGGCGUGCCAGCUGAUGCUGUAGACGAGUACAUUAGAAUUGGUGAAAAUACUGCAAUUGUCGCCUUAAAUUUUUUUACCAGGUCAAUUGUUGCUACUUAUGAAGCCGUUUACUUAAGAUCUCCAAAUGAAGCAGACAUCGCCAGAUUAUUGCAAGAGGGAGAGCAACGCGGGUUUCCUGGAAUGUUAGGGAGUUUGGAUUGUAUGCACUGCCGUUGGGAUAAAUGUCUAAGUGCCCAAGCUGGUGCUUACACUGGACACUAUCACAAACCAACAGUUGUACUCGAGGCAGUUGCCUCCUAUGACUUGUGGAUUUGGCAUGCUUUCUUUGGUAUGCCUGGCUCUCUAAAUGAUAUUACUGUUCUUGACAGGUUGCCUUUAUUUGCUGAAUUAACUAGAGGACGUGCCCCUACUGCCAACUACACCAUCAAUAAUCAUGCAUACACCAUGGGAUAUUAUCUUGCUGAUGGUAUCUAUCCUCGUUAG
Camellia sinensis is the source of this 624-nucleotide messenger RNA. The record is from RefSeq and is a predicted model, not a curated record. NCBI's taxonomy places the organism in Eukaryota, Viridiplantae, Streptophyta, Magnoliopsida, Ericales, Theaceae.